Mus pahari (shrew mouse) is the source of this 4623-nucleotide messenger RNA. RefSeq names its product zinc and ring finger 1 (gene Znrf1). The record is from RefSeq and is a predicted model, not a curated record. Bases 643 to 1326 code for a protein of 227 amino acids. Lineage: Eukaryota; Metazoa; Chordata; Mammalia; Rodentia; Muridae. The transcript has 5 exons.
GCGCCGGCGAGCGCAGCCCGGGACCGAGCGGGGCGGCGCGGCUGGCUGGCGGGGCCGGCGGCGGCUGGAGCCGGAGCGCGACGCCACGCGACCGCGGCUUCCAGAGCUCCGCCUGGCUGCCCCACCGCCGCGAGCCCUCCCGAAGCCUGGAGGAGUGAGGGCCGCCGGCGCCGGUCGUGGAGUCUUGAGACGGGGGACGCGAGCGGCGCGGCGACCGGAGCCUCCGCCGCUUCCUGCUGCGGGCGGGCGGGCGGUCGGACGAGCGGCCUCCUCCGGCGCCUCCCUCCCUUCGCUGCGGCUCCUCAGGCUCCCGAGCCCGGGGGCGGCCUGUGGCGCGAGGCACCCGCUCCGGACCGCGCUUCUUCGGACCUUAAGGGGAACAUGCAUUCGGCUUGGACAGUUUGAAAUUCUUAGUUUGGGGUCCCCGCUCGCUUGCUUUUUCCACCCCGCGGAUUUUUUUUUUUUUUGAGGAUUUCCUCUCCCCCCCUCACGUUUUUUCAUUUUUCUCCCCUCGGGGCUCUUUUGUGACUCCCCCCAACCCCAACCCUCCGCCUUUAUGUUCGCCCAGCCCUCCACCCGCUUCUGAGCAGUGGGGGAGGGUCUCAGCCUCCACGUUCCCGCCCCACCGGGGCCCCGGCGAACAUGGGGGGCAAGCAGAGCACGGCGGCCCGCUCUCGGGGCCCCUUCCCGGGGGUCUCUACGGAUGACAGCGCCGUGCCGCCGCCGGGAGGGGCGCCCCACUUUGGGCACUACCGGACGGGCGGCGGGGCGAUGGGGCUGCGCAGCCGCUCGGUCAGCUCGGUGGCGGGCAUGGGCAUGGACCCCAGCACGGCCGGAGGGGUACCCUUUAGUCUCUACACCCCCGCCUCCCGCGGGACCGGCGACUCCGAGAGGGCGCCGGGCGGCGGAGGGUCCACGUCGGACUCCACCUAUGCCCACGGCAAUGGUUACCAAGAGACCGGCGGCGGUCACCAUAGAGACGGGAUGCUGUACCUGGGCUCCCGAGCCUCGCUGGCGGAUGCUCUACCUCUGCACAUCGCACCCAGGUGGUUCAGCUCGCACAGUGGUUUCAAGUGCCCCAUUUGUUCCAAGUCUGUGGCUUCCGAUGAGAUGGAAAUGCACUUUAUAAUGUGUCUGAGCAAACCUCGCCUGUCCUACAAUGAUGAUGUGCUGACUAAAGAUGCGGGUGAGUGUGUAAUCUGCCUGGAGGAGCUGCUUCAGGGGGACACGAUAGCCAGGCUGCCUUGCCUGUGCAUCUAUCACAAAAGCUGCAUAGACUCGUGGUUUGAAGUGAACAGAUCUUGUCCGGAACACCCUGCUGACUGACCCUGCUGGGCCUGCUUACGGACUCCUCUCAAAGGUUUAUUUUAUUUAUUCCAAGUAAAUGCCCAGAACAGCUGACGGUGUCAGGCAAAUCAGGGACAUUGGCUCUUUCUACCCUCACCUCAAAAUCUGAUGACAAGCAAGGGAGAGUGAGGCAGAGGGAUUGGAUCCCAGCUCCAGAGUGCAGGUCCGAAAUGCCGCCGGCAUGAUGUUUGGCUUCCGAUGGGCCUGCCUGGCCUGAACCAGAUGUCCCAGCCAACCAGCCUGGUCUCAGGGGACACAAGCUGCUGCCACCGUGCGAUGGAGCGGCAACCCUCAGCAAGAUGAAGCGGGACUGACUUCUUCUGACCCACACAGGGACAGCCAGCCCCUGUUCCUGGGAGGAGGCUCCUCGGACACUGGACAGAGCUGAGCUUGGGACACCAGAGAGAACAGGGCACCCUUCUGCACUGACUUCCAGAAAAUGGUCCUCCCUGAGGGCCCAGUGGAUGAGAGCGAGUCUGGGAGAAGAAUGGAUUGACCUCUAUCCUUCCCCUCACCCUCGACCCAGGAGGGAAAGGGCAUUUUCUUUUUCACCUUUGAAAGGCGUUGUGGGUCUGUCUUUAAAAAGUGUUUACAAACAACAAAAAAUUCUAUAAAAAAGUCUCGUGUCGACUGGUGUUUUCCCUUGUGAUGUUUACAGACUGCUGUUUGCUGCCCAGCUAAAACCCACUCAGUGACAGAAGCAGGCAUAGCCAUGUCCUCACUCUAGCGCUGAUGGCAGGCUGGCAGGAGGGCACACGUCAGUCCCUCUGCCCAGCGCCCCAGUUGGCUCUCUGCAUCACUAACCUUUCUACCUUGGGGGAUUCAGUUUUUGUUUUCUUGUUCUUCUGUCCCAUUUUUCUGGCUUGGUUUUGCACUAUCUCCCCUUAAAUUUCCUUGAUUUCCCCUUGAUUUCCUUGCCAAAAAAGAGACACCCCCCCAUCCCCUUGUCUUCCCUACCUUUCCUCCUGGAUCUGAUUCCAUCAGAGGAUUUAAUAAUCACAAAUACACUGAAAAAAAAAAAAUGCCUGGAUAUUUUUCCAAGGCCCCUAAGAAAUUUUUUUCUGAGGAAAUUUAGACUUAGUAAAGGACUGUGCACUGCAACCCCUGUUUUCAGGCACACAAAUAUUUUAGCCAUUGAUAUUCACACAUGACAUCAGCCCAUGAAGGUUAGGUUCUGCAUUUAUAUAUUAAAAUCCAAAAAAAAAAAAUUUACAAAAAUGUUUUAAAACUGUUCAAAGCUUAGGAGAAAAGCAAGGUAUCAGGUGUUUUGAUAUGGUAUUAAAAUAGUGUGUAAUAAAAGAUGCACCGUGUGAUUUAUUUUAAUGAAGUGUUGUUAUGCAAUCAAAUUGGAAGGCAAAUGCCAGUUCCCUCUGUCCACCUCUCAGCCCACACCCGCCCCCUCAGCACCUGUAAUGGCUUAGCCACUCCCGGGCAGAGGCUUGAGGUGGUAGCUCAGCUGUGUCUUUGAAGUUUAUAAAUUCUUUAGCAUCAUGGAGUGAUUGUCAGUCUUCUGUCAUCUCUGGUUGUGAUAGGAUGUUACUGGAAUGAUAUUCAGGGGCAAAGCUCUUACAGCCACCAGAGGCCACAAGGAUACAGGCAUCUGGAGAUACCAGCCCAGCCCGUUCGCUCUUCAGAGCCUCUGCUCCCCUCUCUGCCCUCUGCUUGCCUGUUGCUCCGUACAGAGCCAAGUGCUGACUCAUGGGCAUGUUUCUCUGAGGCCCAGGAAAAGGCCCUGCUCUGGGCCUCUUCCAGCUCACAGUCCUUGAACCAGAACCAGCCACUCAGCCUCAUAAAAGUUGGCAAAUUGCAAGCUGGGCAGGAAGCUCGGGGCAGGGGGCAGCAGUGCAUACCUGCCUGUCUUCUAGCCAGGCUCCAGGAGCUGCAUUUCAGGGCUUCCUGCAGAGCCAGCUAAGGGAAGCUCUGGAGGGAGAUGGCGCCACCUCUCUAUCAUGACCAUUUCCAGACCUGCCCCUUGUAUGCUGUGUCAGAGCCCAGUCCCAACAGGGCCACAAGUCUGGACUAUGCCUGCCGCCCUUGCCCUCAGGUGCUUCCUGAAGCAACUACUCUGUGCAAGGACAUCUGUUGGAGGCCAGUGGGCACGUGUGAACCAAGGCAGGGAGGCAAGUUCAGAGAACUAAGAGUGCUUUAUUUACAGCCUGAGUGUCAGACGCCUCAGGACCUGAACUGUGAGCACUGUCAAUGGUUAGAAACCGGGCUCUUGUCUGUGCUGGGGCACUUUACUUGGUGGAAUCGUGAGCAAAUAACUACUUCCGUCUGAACUCGAUCCCUUGCAUGUGAAGUGGGGACAGGGUCAUGCGGCUCAGUUCAGUUAGUGUUGGGGAUCUGCCCCCAAAGACCUGGCACAUGCGCAGCAGGCUUCCUUGUAGCUAUGUCACUGCAAAGGGCACUGUUCUAUUCCCAGCACCUCCAGCUUCUGCCUGGCAACUGUGUCUCCCCGUUCUAUAUAUAAAAUCCUACCAGCAGAGCUGGCGGGGCAGGGCCCAGCCCUCAAAGAGAUCUCCUUGUCUGACCCCUGGGCCUGGAGACAGGCUUUGUGUACCCACCUUGGCUGUAUGAGCCCAGCUGCUUUGGCAGUGCUGUGGCUGAGUCCCGUGGUUGAGUUGGUUGGGGCAGCGCUGAGCCCCACACCGGGUGCUAUUCUAGGUUCUCUCGGCUGGUGCUCGUCCCAUCCCCAGUGACUUCCGCCCCCACCUGGCACACCAAAGCCCUCUGUUGGCUGUCACGUCCUCUGAAUUUGGACCCAGAUUGCCAGUGCCUGGUGUGAGGGUGGGACUGGGCUUGUCUGGGCUUCCCAAGGUGGCACUUGUAUGUGUCACCUUCCAUCCAGACAGCCCUCCAGAAUCCUGUGUCAUUCCUACUCUGCCUUUCUGAGAAGGAAGAAAAUACGGAAGAGCCAAGAGAUGGGUUCUUCCCCUUAGCUCCAAGGAGCCUAGAAAGCCUGAGAGCUCCAGGAGCCCCUUCUGAAAACCACCCAUCUAAGCCAUUUAAUAGUAUUGAAACUCAUAGGAGAAUGUCCUUUUUAGGAGACAGUGGCUGAAAUAUAUAGUUGAAUGAUUUCAAGAAAUGUAUACUCUAAUCCCAUAUGGUCUCCCCUCCCCCAAAAUAUACAAAGCAAAUAAGGCAAAAAUGUCCAUUGUUGAAUCUUCAACGACUGAUAUUUCAGUGAAUAUAGUGUAUUUGUUCUUUCAACUUUUUCUGUAUGUUUGGGAUUUUCUUUAAUAAAAGAAAUUGUGGGGACAUAGCUGUGUAUUGAGU